Lasiodiplodia theobromae is the source of this 1188-nucleotide messenger RNA. Its product is annotated as CaiB/BaiF family enzyme. The coding region runs from base 1 to 1188 and encodes 395 amino acids. The record is from RefSeq and is a predicted model, not a curated record. NCBI's taxonomy places the organism in Eukaryota, Fungi, Ascomycota, Dothideomycetes, Botryosphaeriales, Botryosphaeriaceae. Gene Ontology annotation, molecular function: catalytic activity. The transcript has 8 exons.
AUGACCAGAGUCCUCGCCGGACCUUACUGCACACAAAUUCUGGGCGACUUAGGGGCCGAAGUAAUCAAGAUUGAGCAUCCCAUUCGGGGAGAUGACACGAGGGCUUGGGGUCCUCCCUACGCUGAAUAUACCUCCGGCGACGCACAAGGUCCGGGCGAGUCUGCGUACUUCCUCUCUGUCAAUCGCAAUAAAAAAUCCCUGGGUCUCUCAUUCGCCCACCCGGCCGGUGUUGAGGUUCUGCAUAAGCUGGCCAAGGAUUGCGAUGUCCUCGUUGAGAACUACCUUCCGGGCGGACUAAAGAAGUACGGGAUGGACUAUGAGACCAUCUCAAAGAUCAAUCCGAGCCUUAUUUACGCCAGCAUCACUGGCUAUGGCCAAACAGGCCCCUACAGCAACCGCGCCGGCUACGAUGUCAUGGUGGAAGCGGAGAUGGGCCUCAUGCACAUCACAGGCUCCAGAGAUGGGCCUCCGGUCAAGGUUGGUGUAGCCGUUACGGACUUGACCACUGGACUCUACACUUCGAACUCUGUGAUGGCGGCUCUCAUCGGGCGCGGAAAGACGGGGAGAGGCCAGCAUAUCGACGUGGCACUCAGCGAUUGCCAAGUUGCAACGCUGGCAAACAUUGCCAGCUCUGCCCUGAUCAGUGGAAAGAAAGACUCGGGCCGGUGGGGCACCGCACACCCCUCAAUCGUUCCAUACAAGGCGUUCAAGACUGCCGAUGGUGAUAUCCUCCUUGGCGGAGGAAAUGACCGUCUGUACGGCAUUCUCGUUGAGAGGAUCGGCCGGCCGGAGUGGGCGAAAGACGGGCGGUUUGUGACGAAUGCGCUCCGAGUGAAGAACAGGGACCUGCUCGAGGAUAUGAUCGAGACGGAGACGAAGAAGAAAUCGACACAAGAAUGGCUCGAGAUCCUGGAAGGAUGUGGGAUGCCAUAUGCAGCGAUCAACGAUAUCCAAGGAACCUUGAGCCACGACCAUGUCCUCGCGCGCAACAUGGUCGCCGAAGUGGAGCACCCGAAAUGCGGGCCGAUCAAACUAGUCAACACUCCGGUCAAAUACUCUUUCUCCGAGCCGAGUAUCCGGACCCCUCCACCAACACUCGGCCAACACACGGACGAGGUCUUGAGGGAAAUGGUCGGGCUGAGCGAGUCGGAGAUUGAAAGCCUGCGGAGCGAAGGUGUCGUUGCUUGA